This is a messenger RNA of Lindgomyces ingoldianus, 779 nucleotides long. RefSeq names its product mitochondrial import translocase, subunit Tom22. Gene Ontology annotation, cellular component: mitochondrial outer membrane. NCBI's taxonomy places the organism in Eukaryota, Fungi, Ascomycota, Dothideomycetes, Pleosporales, Lindgomycetaceae. Gene Ontology annotation, biological process: intracellular protein transport. The record is from RefSeq and is a predicted model, not a curated record. Bases 106 to 531 code for a protein of 141 amino acids. The transcript has 3 exons.
CGUGCUCGACUACCGACGACAUUUCAAAAAUCCCAUCGCCUCUGUGCUUAAACCUUUCCCCGCCGUUACAAGACCUAUCACAUUCAUCAACCCAUAUACGCCAAGAUGGUCAAGCUUGAAGAGGUCAUUGAUGAAGAAUUCCUCCGCACCCAAGAAGGCCCAAUCGACGACGACGACUGGGACACCGACACCGACUCUGAAACAUCCUCAAUCGCCUCUAUCACCCCCGAUGAAACGCUCUAUGAGCGUAUCCUCGCUCUGCAAGACAUCAUUCCUGCACCAUACCGUCGAAGCAUCAACUCCAAAUUCUCAACUGCCUCGUCAUGGGUGAAAUCAGGAAUAGUUAUGGGUGGUAAGACGUUGUGGGUGGUGAGCACGAGCGCGUUGUUGUUGGGGGUACCGUGGGCGUUGGCGUAUAGUGAGGAGCAGCAGAUGGCAGAGAUGGAUCGGGAGAUGCAGAUGCAGCAGCGGACUAAUGAAUUCCUCACACCCGGCGCUCAGCCAGGCGCACAGGUGAACCCCGCCUUGUGAAUCUCCCAGAAUUCCGACAUUGGCCACUCGUCUCAUAUCUUGGCGCUUGAUUCUUGUACAAUUGUUUCCAUUAUAGGUGAAGGAACAUGGGAUAGGGGAAUGGGACGGGCACGAAAUGAAUUGAAUGCAUACGAUGUAAGAAAGUCGUAUCUAACACCCUGUACUUUUAGCUUUCUCGGCUCUUCCAAUACUGCAUGUCUUCACGUUCGUCCUGACAUGCAACACUGCAUCGAAACCACGAGUGAUUU